CACAUUUGUCACGGGUCCCCUGGGGUCUCAACAAGAGCAAGAAGUGCUAUCGGUUCUUGUUCCCAUAGACUGUUUCUUCCUCUGCGCAGUACGCUCUCUGGCAAGCAAAAUGGAUUUUACAUUUGAAGAGGAAUUAUUGCAAAACUUGACACUGGGCUCUCCUGACACUGACAUUCAGGCUCCUCUCGUCAGUCAAGCAGCAUCCAUCAGCGGCGGGAACCUUUCUGCAUCUGUACCGCUGUCACUACCUGGCGUGAAGAAGUCCUGGCAUGAGAACAUCACUCAGGACCUGAGGAAUCAUCUAGUGCACAAGCUGGUUCAAGCCAUAUUCCCCAACCCAGACCCUGCAGCACUGCAGGACAGACGCUUGGGGAACUUGGUUGCUUACGCAUGUAGAGUUGAAGGGGACUUCUAUGAGUCUGCCAACAGCAGGGAUGAAUAUUACCACUUACUGGCCGAGAAGGUCUAUAAGAUCCAAAAGGAACUAGAAGAGAUGAGAAAGUCCAAACUUUCAAAGCCACUCCCAAACACUCAGGAUCCUUAACAGUCUGAUUUCAUCAGUCCAAAUCUACAGGACCUGAACAAACCAUCGGCCAACAAGUUAUUUUAUUGGACCAAAUCAGUCGUGUGUCACCCAGAAUGUAGAAGGACUGAGGGAUCUCAUUGGAGUUUAUAAUAACAGUCAGUGUGUGCAGUUUCAUGAGCAUGAACAUACAUCUGUUAUUCUUGAUUUGUUAUGUCCAUGUUUAUUUCAUAGUUUUUCUCAUGUGUAUACAGGAAUAUUUACUCUAUUCUGUGUAUUACUUAUACUUACCAUUUCUGAUUGUUCUUUGCUCUUUACAUUCUGUUGUUGAAUGUUAAUGUCAAGUUAGAGGAAUAAGUGAAUGUCUCCACCUAAAGGUUUUCAGCGUCACCGGAUGAUGUUGUGAAGCAGUAAUUCUCUGUGGUCUUUGUAUGAUAUAACAACACUUUGUGCUGAAUUUGUGCUGCUCAAAUGAAGACAGACUGAGCAUUAAGAUAGACACAACUGACAUUAUUGAAUAAACUUAUUUUUUAAAUCACUUAUGUUCUCCGGAUUCCUCCGUCAGCUGAGUUGACAUGACAAAGUUGACUGGUUUUGGAUUUCAGACAAAACUCUGAUAUUUAGACAUAUCUUUUGAUGGACAGCGAUCUGCUAAAGAGGCUGGCUGUUCAUUUUACUGUAAUCCUUGUAUUAAACAUUUGUUGGCAUUAA
Sinocyclocheilus grahami is the source of this 1234-nucleotide messenger RNA. RefSeq names its product histone acetyltransferase p300-like. Gene Ontology annotation, cellular component: transcription regulator complex; histone acetyltransferase complex. Gene Ontology annotation, biological process: positive regulation of transcription by RNA polymerase II. The transcript is spliced from 5 exons. NCBI's taxonomy places the organism in Eukaryota, Metazoa, Chordata, Actinopteri, Cypriniformes, Cyprinidae. The record is from RefSeq and is a predicted model, not a curated record. Bases 110 to 544 code for a protein of 144 amino acids. Gene Ontology annotation, molecular function: chromatin DNA binding; histone acetyltransferase activity; transcription coactivator activity.